This is a messenger RNA of Drosophila biarmipes, 631 nucleotides long. RefSeq lists its product as uncharacterized. The transcript has 2 exons. Lineage: Eukaryota; Metazoa; Arthropoda; Insecta; Diptera; Drosophilidae. The coding region runs from base 135 to 461 and encodes 108 amino acids. The record is from RefSeq and is a predicted model, not a curated record.
UGUGGGUUUAUUAGGUGCUUGCCAUAGGACUAUCGGGCCUCGGCAAACUAUGCCUUUGAAACAGACAUCAUAGCAGGCCUAGUGUUAAAAAGAGGGAUACCUUGCAUACUGCUCUAAUCAACGACAAAAGGAACAUGUCAGACGAAGAACUAAAGAAUAAGCUUAAGGCCAGCGGACGCUAUAUGACUGCGGUUAAAACAGAGUGGCUGCCGAUCACCAUGAAGUCGCAGAUUUCGGAGGAGUUCGUCAAGACGGGCCCUGUCCCGAAGGCCAAACCGGAGUGCCGGGCCCAGCCAGAAGUUUUGAUGCAGGUGCCGGAUAAGAUUUCCAACUGGCGCGAGCGGAAGACUCCCAACUGGCGCGAGGAGAAGGCUUCCAACUGGCGCGAGCAGAAGAUAACCAACUGGCGCGAGCGUCCCAGUGGCCACCAACCAGGUGCCAGCUAUUAUAAUGCCAAAUAAAGUGGCAAGUCACUGAGAAUUUAGGUUGUCUUCUUGUACUAAUAUUGGACAUACAGUAGGUUUCAACCUUAUACAACGUAUAAGCGGACAAGAAAACGAUCCCUUAUCAACGCAAAUCACAUUGUACAGACCACGAAAGCUAGAACACUAGGAACAAGGGUACUCAACAC